Molecule: messenger RNA, 1559 nt
Organism: Musca domestica (house fly)
Lineage: Eukaryota; Metazoa; Arthropoda; Insecta; Diptera; Muscidae
Product: dolichyl-diphosphooligosaccharide--protein glycosyltransferase subunit 1
Exons: 2
Coding region: 62-1438 (458 amino acids)
Cellular component (GO): oligosaccharyltransferase complex; membrane
Source: RefSeq, a predicted model, not a curated record
CCCAUUUAGUAAUCGAUGCUCUAACAUAUCAAAAAAAUUUCUUACGUGUCUAAAAAACGAAAUGGUGAUGGUGCGGCAUUUUUCUAAAUCUCUAAAACUUCUUGUUUGUGCAUUUUUGUUUGUUCUGCACCUGCAGUCGGCUAGCUCCGAAAUAAUUAACAAAAAUGUAGAUCGUGUUCUAGAUUUGUCAACACAAUUAACGAAAGAAACCGUGAAAAUUACUGCCGCUGACGAUGCCGGCAAGCAAUUCUCAAAGUAUCAGUUAAUCAUUCCCACUGAGUUGCAAUCGUCUCUCUCCUACAUUUCGGCAAAAGACUCGAAGAAAAAAGAGCUUAAAUUGCAAAAGGAGCAGAAAGACGAUGUGACAUACUACAAUGUGGAGUUACCAAAAGCCGCCGCUAGCCACGAAUUGUUCGUUGAUUUGGUGUUUAUCAAACAGUUACUACCCUAUCCGGAAGAAAUUAAACAAUCCGAUAAGCAGUUAGUGAAAUAUAAUGGCCAGCUUUACUUCUACACGCCCUAUAAAACUAGCGAACAAAAAACACAGGUUGUCUUAAGUUCCUCGAAUAUCAUAGCCUAUAAUCAAACAAAACCAUAUACCGUGUCGGGUAGUAAAAUCAAGUACGGACCAUAUGAGAACAUUCCAGCCUUCAACAAGGAAAAGCUUUACAUCCACUAUGAAAACCAAAGCCCUUUCAUGACAGUCAAUCGCUUGGAAAGAACCAUACAAAUUUCUCAUUGGGGCAACAUUGCUGUCGAGGAAAACAUCCAGCUGACCCACUCUGGCGCUAAAUUGAAGGGCUCAUUUUCACGCUAUGAAUUCCAAAAGGAUACUCGUUCCGGCCAAUCUGCCAUUAAAUCAUACAAAACCAUGUUGCCAGCCUCCGCUUUUGGUGUCUAUUACCGUGACAGCAACGGAAACAUUUCCACAUCCAAUAUGAAUGUAUUGCGGGAGUAUGUUGAUCUGGAGUUGAGACCACGUUUCCCUCUAUUCGGUGGUUGGAAGACCCAAUAUACCAUUGGUUAUAACAUGCCUUCCUUCGAAUACCUAUUCAGUGAGGGCAGCAAUUAUUUGCUGAAAAUGCGUUUGAUCGAUCACAUUUUUGAUGACAUGUUCAUUGAGGAGGCUGUUGUAAAGAUUAUCCUACCCGAAGGAUGUACUGGCAUCAAAUUGAAGACUCCCUAUGCCGUCGAGAGGCAGGAAGAUGGUUUGACCCACACCUAUUUGGAUACAUUUGGAAGGCCCACAAUUACCUUUUCGAAAAAGAAUGUGGUGGAGAAUCACAUCGCCAAUUUUGAGCUGACUUAUAACUUUUCAAAAGUUUUGCUCUUGCAGGAACCUUUGCUGCUCAUUUCAUUUGUUUUUCUUAUUUUCAUUGUGGCAAUUAUUUGCAAACGUUUGGACUUUUCCAUUUCCUCACAUCCUCAUAAAGAUUAAGAAUUCAGUGAGUGUAUGCUUUUUUAGACAUGUAAUAUUUUUAAAAAUAAAAAAAUGAAAAUUUUGGCAUUUGGCCGUAUUUUCCGAGGAAAUUUAUCUGAAGAUAAAUAUCUAUUACAAA